AUGGCGCAGCAACCAAAUGACAAUGUUAUGCGAAGGAAGCUGGUGAUUAUCGGAGAUGGUGCAUGUGGGAAAACCAGUCUUCUCAGUGUCUUUACAUUGGGCUAUUUCCCAACGGUCCCUACCGUUUUUGAGAACUACGUGACGGAUUGCAGAGUCGAUGGUCGCUCCGUACAAUUAGCAUUGUGGGAUACUGCAGGUCAGGAAGACUACGAGCGAUUGCGACCCAUGGCAUAUUCCAAAGCCCAUGUCAUUCUGAUCGGCUUCUCCGUCGACACCCCUGAUAGUUUGGAGAACGUAAAGCAUAAGUGGAUGGACGAAGCAAACGAGCGAUGCCCCGGCGUUCCAAUCAUAUUGGUUGGUUUAAAGAAAGACCUUCGCGAUGACCCGCUUGCAAUAGAGGAGAUGAGAAAGAAAUCGCUACGAUUCGUGACACCCAAAGAGGGCGGGGAUAUAGCAACUUCGAUUGGAGCCAGGAAGUACCUGGAGUGUUCAUCCUUAACGGGUGAGGGGGUCGACGAUGUCUUCGAAGCGGCCACCCGCGCGGCCCUUCUCACGUUUGAGAAGCGAAAGAGUUCAUGCUGCAUCGUCCUAUGA
This is a messenger RNA of Aspergillus chevalieri, 594 nucleotides long. It is a transcript of the gene rho2, whose product is annotated as putative Rho GTPase Rho 2. Gene Ontology annotation, molecular function: GTP binding; GTPase activity. Bases 1 to 594 code for a protein of 197 amino acids. Lineage: Eukaryota; Fungi; Ascomycota; Eurotiomycetes; Eurotiales; Aspergillaceae. The record is from RefSeq and is a predicted model, not a curated record. Gene Ontology annotation, biological process: small GTPase-mediated signal transduction. The transcript is spliced from 4 exons.